AGCAACCAGGAGCAGGAGAGGUUCUCAAGGGGCCUGUUAGGCAGAUGAGAAAUUAAACCAACUUGUUUAUCACUCAUAUAUUCCACUGCUCCAAACCCUCACCAUGUCAUGGAGGAACAUCUGCUCCCUACAUCCCACAUCCAGCAAUUCAGAGCUUUCAAAAGGGCCUCUGUCCAUCCUGAAAGCACCUCCAUCCCUCUUCCUCCCCCUCGGGGCAGGUGAGAGGUGCCGAGCCCAGCCUGGGUUUGGGCUGUGGAGGGUGCUCUGCUCGUGCCGUGUCUAUCCCAGAGCUCGCACAGGAUGCCAGGGAAGGCCACACCGAGUGAUCCGGCAGGAGGCAGGACACCGGCGAGAUGUUUGCUGUCUGCCCGGCAAACGCCCCAUUCCGGCAGGGCCGGGGGGGCCCAGCGCUGGGCACGGCCCUCCCAGGGGCGGGACAUGGGCCGGACUCCAACUCCAACUUCGUGGGAGAGGUGUGUGACAGCAACGAGAACUGGAGCCAGCCAGCGCCGGGGUCCCCGCUGGAGGAGGGCUCCAGCCAGAGCGAAAACACCACAAAUCCAUCUGAUAAUCUGCUGUUAUUAAUGCAGAGACAGAUGGUCCAGGGCCGGCUUAGGGACACUGCCCCGGGCCUGGGUGACACGCACCCCGAGCAGGGGGAGCGCAGCCCCCCCGAGGGAGCCGAGGUCAGCGGGGCAGGGGGACACAGCGCUGCCCGGGAGGCGGCCGGGGGAUGUGCGAAGCCCCCGAGCUCCCCUGCAGAGGACAACGGCUACGCCAGCAGCUCCCUCAGCAUCGAUAGCCCCGACAGCACCUGCAGCACCACCUGGGACCCUCCUGCCUCUGCCCCCCGAGCCGAGAGCCCCCCUGAGGCAGGGCCAGCUGAGCCCGAGCUGGGGACCCUUUUCCCGGCGCUGGCAGAGGCCGUGCAGCACCUCCAGGACAAGGAGCGCUUCAAGGAGCAGGAGAAGGAGAAGCACCACAUCCAGCUGGUGAUGUACCGGCGCCUGGCCCUGCUGCGCUGGAUCCACGGCCUGCAGCAGAGAGUUGUGGACCAGCAGAACCGGUUGCAGGAGAGUUUCGACACCAUCCUGGAUAAUCGCAAGGAGCUCAUCCGCUGCAUGCAGCAGGGCCCAGCCUGCGUCGCUGCUGCAGCUGCCCCUGGCCCCUGAGGUGCCACCAGCGCAGCCCAGCCCAGCCCUCACCCUCCAGAUGCUGUGGUAUUGGCUGGUGGCAUCUCCAUCCUGUGCCAAGCGCUCACCGGGGCCCUGGGUGCCCACCCUGCCCUUCCCUUCUCUCUCCAACGCAGCCACGAGUCCCCGAAGAGUUCAUCUCCAUCGUCCUCUGCACUGGAAUUUGUUUUGUCCUGCACCCCGGUCUGGGGUGGUACUGGGCUGGGUUGACCUCAGGACCUUGGGGUUUGCUGAGCCUGAGGUGGCCAGGCUCAUCUUUAAACCUAAUCUAGUUCAUUGCUGAGCCUGGCUUAGCCACACCAGUGCUGGGAUGGCCAUGCUGGAGCUGCAGGGCAGUGAGGGCCCCAGGGCAGUGAAGCUUCUGAACCUCCCUGGGCAAAGCACUUCCAGCACGAGCUGCAUCCCCACAUCCCACCUGCACCAGUGCAUCCCUGCAGCCACAGCCCAGCCCCUGGUAAACAUUGCUUGGUGGUGAGAGUGAGGUGUCCUGGGCUGUAAAAGAGAAAAAAAGUCAUUCUGAGAAGUGACCUCAGAAUGCUGGAAAGUAAAUUUGAGUCAAUUGAUCCAACACAAUAUAUGUUUUUAAUGUCAGUAUUAGUGAAAAGUUAAUUUAGGUCUAUGUGUGUGUGCACGUCUGUCUGCUGUGGGCAAUGCUCUCACUCAGUGCAUGAUCCCAAAGCUGCUCAUGGACUUGUGGUGUUGGUGUUUAUAUUAAUUUAUCAUUUGGGAGCAAAAAGAUUUUUUUUUUUUUUUAAUCUGCAUUUUAUCUAGCAAGAGCUGUACACCGAACCCAAAGAACAAUUGUCUUACCUAGAGAUGGAAAAGGAGCUGCUGUGUGUGUUUGCUGUGCUUUGCUGUGCAUCCAUAGAACACACAUUCCAUUGCAGUGCUGAUGUGGAGGAGCAGCAGUGGGCAGGGCUCAGCCAGAGGGGUCUGCACUCCCCAUCCUGCCCUGGUUGCCAAGCAAAGCUGGGCACUGAUUCCAUUUCUCAUCUGCAAAGGAGGGUGAUGAGGGAUUCCAGAGAUUCCUCCCAGCCAAACUGCUGCCUGCCAUCGGAGGAGCCACUUCACCAGGACCCCAGGGAGCAGCAGAACCUGGCAGCCUGGUCAGAUCCUGGCACCCACCAGAUGCUCCUGGACUGUGGAUAAACAACUGUGGCCAAGCCCACCAGUGCCCCACAGGCCAGGGGCAGCCCCAGCCUCCUCCUGCCCCACAUGGAGCACAGUCUCUGCUCCCCCUGGGGCUGCUGCCAGUGGGUGAAAUGAGGAGAUCCACAAAAAUCCUCCUCCAAAAAGGACAUUUUGGUGGCAAGGGGUGCACUCAGCUCAAAGCAACCUGCGCCAGCACUGGAAGAUUCUGGCAGCUUCCUGCAAGGCUCAUGCUGCCCUCACCUCCCUUCUGCUCGCUCGUGUCCAGCUCCUGCUGCCUCUGUUGUAUCCCAGACCUGUGAUUGUGGGCAUGUUGCACACCUUAAUAAAAGCCUUGGAGCUGAA
Messenger RNA from Serinus canaria (Common canary), 2687 nucleotides. It is a transcript of the gene C23H1orf216, whose product is annotated as chromosome 23 C1orf216 homolog. The record is from RefSeq and is a predicted model, not a curated record. Lineage: Eukaryota; Metazoa; Chordata; Aves; Passeriformes; Fringillidae. The coding region runs from base 354 to 1172 and encodes 272 amino acids. The transcript is spliced from 2 exons.